AUGAUGAUUGUGAAAAACUAUUUAGAAAGCAGGUUUGUGAAGAAAGAGGAUGUCAUCAGAUCCGGUGAAACACUUGAAUUCGAUGCUUAUGUAGUUGACAUUGGGGAUCCUCAUGGAGAUCACAAAUCUAUACCUAAUUUGAAUUUCCAAGGAAGAGAUAAAAAGAAUGCUAAUUCAGGGAAGAAUAAAGCACCAUCAAGUAAUCUGAGUCCAUCACAAAAAAUUAUCAGAGGUUAUUUUGAUCAUAUUCAUCAUCUCUUCAUCUUCAUUUGCAAAGUGAAACAAGUUUGCAGUAUUAUCUGUUUAUUCCCGAGUGUGAGGUGUUCUCUCAAUGAUCUUAUUGACAAGGAUAAUGGUAUUAUUUUGAAAACUAUAGAGUUCAAGAAGAGUGAACGGGUCAAGUAUGGUGCACCACCAAGCUGUCCUGAUACGACAAAAACUAGCAUAAUAGAAUGGCAGGUCUUGUACACAAAGCAAAUAACUCAGAAGGCCAAGAAGUUUCGCGAUGGUGUCCUAAGGCUUGCAAGUUGUGGAUCGUCAGGGAGGCAGGGGAUUAUCAGGUAUGACAUGUUUGCAUGGGUUGUUGGUAGCCACGUUGUCGGGCCCUUCAGUACCACCAAUGGCAUUAUGAUCAUGCUGUACGAUGCAACCAGGACGCUCUUAGAUAGCGGAUUUCUGAAAAUGGAUGAAAUAAUCAUAUCUGGUGAAUCAUUAGCAUUUGAUGCUCACUUGGUGGACAUUGGAGAGAUUGAAUGUGACCAUAAAUCUCCAAUGGACUUGAAAGCUCCAGAAAAAAAACUUCAAGAACUACAUUUGUGGUAUAUUCCUCGGUACGUGGAUUUGUCACUUGGCCUUUGUAUCCUGGAGAUUUUAUGCUGGAAUCCCCUCCUUUCCAUAUAUACCGUGUUAACAGGAAAGGACUUACAACACUAUCAAGCAAUUCAUGAUUUACAUGGAGUAACUCCACUAAAACUGCAGGGAAUUGACAUAAAGGUUACUCUAUUGACUGAAGAUGGGACCGUUUUGAGCCAUAAAUUCCUCAAGUUAUCAGAAGAUGUGACUACUGGAAGUGCAUUAAAACUUUCAAAUUACUUGGUGGAGGUUGGUGAGCCACGGAGGAGUCAUAAAGGCAAAGUUCUGCUCUAA
Messenger RNA from Ilex paraguariensis (yerba mate), 1146 nucleotides. Lineage: Eukaryota; Viridiplantae; Streptophyta; Magnoliopsida; Aquifoliales; Aquifoliaceae. The record is from the annotation of a GenBank genome assembly.